Parastagonospora nodorum SN15 is the source of this 2031-nucleotide messenger RNA. RefSeq lists its product as hypothetical. The coding region runs from base 1 to 1491 and encodes 496 amino acids. Lineage: Eukaryota; Fungi; Ascomycota; Dothideomycetes; Pleosporales; Phaeosphaeriaceae. Gene Ontology annotation, molecular function: DNA-binding transcription factor activity. The transcript has a single exon. The record is from RefSeq and is a predicted model, not a curated record.
AUGGGCGAGUCACGCUUUGUUGGCUGCGGGCCCGACACCUUCAGCUACACGAACGUGUACGACCAAGACAACGUGAGCUUCGCUCCGGAAGACAACAUGUACUUCGGUGAUCUCGACAAUGGUCUGGUGGGCCUGCAGCCAGUGCAGCGUCCCUUCCAAUAUCAAUACCCACCUUUCCACAGUAUGCUUCAAGCAUUACCACCCGUCCAGCGCCAGAUCCGCAUUCAAUACGAACCACAGUGGCCAUCUAACGACUGCUUACGGACCCCGUCACCGGACCGGACUUCGGCCUCUGACUGCUCAACGGACGCAUCAUUGAGUGACAUUCACUCGCCAUAUGUGUACCACGCCAUGCCAUAUGCAGGUCCGACAGAGGGGUACUCUCCUUCUUUGCUGCCAUUUCCAACAACAGAGCACCUCAAAGAAGGCGGUUAUCCAACCCAUCCUCCGUUGUCCGGAGGUAGUAUCAACCUACAGAUGAUCGAAUACGAGCAUCCUGAGCUCGAGUCGGAGACAGUGGUCGAUGAAGUAGAACAUGUUGACUUCAAGCAUGAGGCAGUAGCUGCACACGAAGUUACUGCCGUCAAAGUCGGUAGCCCAGCAUCUGACCUCUCUACCGAUUAUCCCGACUCUGGUCUCGGCAACUCACUGCGCGACGCAGAGUCAGUCCAGCCAAUCGAUCAUACAGAAAUACACGACGAUCCCGAAUCCGAUGAGGACUACAGUCCCAAAGGCAUUCGAUCCAACAAGAGAAAGCGAUCAUAUUCGUCAAGCAGCGGCUCGACGAAAGCCUCGAAGCGCAAGGACUCAAGCGCCUCGACUUCCUCUACCUCCAACAGAGUGUCAAAGCGAACCCGACGAGCAUCUGCCCCCACAAAAAAGCAAAUCAAACCCGACACCGACGACCGACGAUUCCCAUGCCCCCUCGCCCCAUACGGCUGCGACUCCACCUUCUCCUCCAAGAACGAAUGGAAGCGCCACGUCAGCACGCAACACAUCAAACUCUUCUACUGGCGCUGCGACCUGUGCGCGCCUACGACCGACGCCAAAAACGACCAGAAUCUCUACUUCAACGACUUCAACCGCAAAGACCUGUACACACAACACAUCCGCCGCAUGCAUGCCGCGCCCAAGGGCAGUGUCUCGCAUUCCGAGAAGGAUUUCCCGGUAACCGAGGAGAAUCUGCAAGAGCACCAGUCACGCUGCUUCACUACCUUGCGUCAAGCACCGCAGCAUUCGUGCUGCUUGUUCUGCGAUAAGACGUUUGAAGGUCCCGCGAGUUGGGAGGAGCGCAUGGAGCAUGUGGGCCGGCAUCUGGAGAAGGAUAAUAAGGGAACUGUGGGUGUCCAGGCGUGGAAUCCCGACUCGGAGCUUGAGCGGUAUUUACUUGACGAGGGACUUAUUGUUAGGGGCGAGGGAGAGGUGUGGAAGAUUGGUGAUGGGAAGCCCUUGAGGAGGAAGCGUGAGGAUGAUUAUGGGGAUGAGGAAUAGACGCAUUUUAUUACGAAUCUUCUUCUGGUGGGAUAGUUUGAUACCCUUUUGAGCGCAAGACAUUUUUGCUUGGUGGGUGGGUUGGGGGAAACAAAAGAUUUAGUUAUUUGGCAUUGCAAAAUCCCCUUAUUUUUUCCAAACUCAUUGGACAAUCACUCGCCCAGCAAAACGUUCAGGACCUUGACUUGUCUUCCAAAUUCGCAUUUCUACCCUUCCCCAUCCCGUACCACAAAUACUCACUCACAGCCCCCACCCUCAGUUUUCCAAAAAGUCUCAGCCCCAAUGUCAAACAACCCCGACCCCACGUCGUGUAACGUCCACGGGUGCACAGCCCUGACAGGCAGAUUACACCUGCAUACCCGUGAAACACGUCGCGCUCAGCUCACCGGAUGCAGUGAGAUGGUGAUGGGGGUUUAGGGGCCGGUACUUUUGGGCAGGAAUUUGGGGGCGGAAAAGAUAUCGUUGGAGGCACCGGUGUGUGGGAAAUGGGAGAGGAGUGCAGAUUGCGCAUCCCCAUUUGCUGCAGGAAACUUAACUUAU